Molecule: messenger RNA, 609 nt
Organism: Adineta ricciae
Lineage: Eukaryota; Metazoa; Rotifera; Eurotatoria; Adinetida; Adinetidae
Source: the annotation of a GenBank genome assembly
AUGCAGAAAUUAGAAAUUCUCACAUGUAUCACCGAAAAUCAAUUCUGUUUCAUUUUGAAAGUUUAUCAGAAAUGGAAAAACUUUAUUGAAAACUGUUCAUCACAGCUGAAAGAUUUUCGUUUCAAAUGUGAUAUGAUAGAUGGAGAAGAUUUUCGCAUAUACAGUCAGUUUACAACCAUUGAAAUUCUUCUGACUUCAUUCGUUCGUUUCAAUUCACGAAUUAAAACAAAAGUUUUCGGACAACCACUGCGUGCUAUUCUAUCUUCCAGUGCAAUUCAAAAAAAUGAUAUCCAAGUCUUACUACAUAAUAUGGCGAUGUUUAUGAUACGUUCUUCAACGGUAAAUGGAGGAAAUAUACUGUUGAUUCUGAAGGCUUCGUACAAUGAGGAAAUCGAUUCUACUGAUAUUGAAAUAAGCUACCGUGGUUCUCAAUGCACUGCGAAAUUGUUUGAUUUAAUAAACGAAGAAUGUGAAACGUUCUUUCUUCAUCGACCAUUAUUUAGUCUUGAAUCACUUGACUUAAAUAUCCUUUACCACUCUAGAGCAAUCAUUCGUAUAAAAGGUGGAAAUGGCACAUCGGCUACUGUUGUUCUUCCAGAGUUUUCGUAG